Molecule: messenger RNA, 351 nt
Organism: Staurois parvus
Lineage: Eukaryota; Metazoa; Chordata; Amphibia; Anura; Ranidae
Source: the annotation of a GenBank genome assembly
CAGCAUUUCUCUCCUCUCGAGCUGUCACGCUGACAGCUCGAGAGGAGAGGAGAGCCGGGCACUGAUGAUCAGUGUGCCCUGAUGAUCAGUGUAGCCCCAGCAGUGCCACCUGUCAGUGUCUAUCAGUGCCUUGUGUCAGUGCUCAUCAGUGCCUUGUGCCAGUGCCCAUCAAUGCCACAUAUCAGUGCCCAUCUGAGCUGCCUUUCAGUGUUACCCAUCUGUGCCAGUCAGUGCCACCUAUCAAUGCCAAUCAGUGCCACCUAUCAGUGCUGCCAAUCAGUGCCACCUAUCAGUGCCAGUCAGUGCCGCCUGUCAGUGCCGCCUAUCAGUGCGCAUCAGUGUUGCCUAUCA